Messenger RNA from Cotesia glomerata, 723 nucleotides. RefSeq names its product ribonuclease kappa (gene RNASEK). The record is from RefSeq and is a predicted model, not a curated record. Bases 185 to 478 code for a protein of 97 amino acids. The transcript has 2 exons. Gene Ontology annotation, molecular function: RNA endonuclease activity. Lineage: Eukaryota; Metazoa; Arthropoda; Insecta; Hymenoptera; Braconidae.
AGCCCGAACUCAGAUAAAUGUGGAUAUAUCACAUGAGCAUAAAAAUAAUUUCGAGACAUCGAUUGUAUAUGUCAAUCAUAUGAUCCAUUAGGGCGUAACAGUAAAGAGAGCAAAAGUAUUUUUUUAACAAAAAUAAUUAUUUUUUACAAUUUAAUUAUCAAUUUAAUUUAAUAAUCGCGAUAAAAUGAAAGUCUGUGGUCCAAAAUACGCCCUGUGUGGUCUUAUAAUAUCAACUUGGGGAAUUAUACAACUGCUGUUGAUGGGAGUAUUUUUCUAUGUGAGAAGUGUAGCUCUGAUUGAAGAUUUACCUCUUGCAUCUGAACAUUACUCAAAUCCUAAAGAUUUCUAUGAAGAUGUGAACAGAGGAUUCAUUCACAAUGCUUACAAUUGUUGGAUUGCUGCUUGUCUUUAUUUAUUAACAUUAUUUUUUUCUGCCCAUCAAUUUUACAUGAACUCAAGAACAUCAUUAAGUGUUUAAAUGUAAAACUUAAGUUAGAUUAAUUAUAGCCGCUGCUCUGAGUAACUUGAAUUAUAAUUGGUUGAAAAUAGCUGAGGUAAAAUAUGUUUUACGAUUUUGUUAAUUGUGUACCGUUGAGAAAAUUUAUAGCAGUAACAAAAAUUUUAUUAUAAUAUUUUAAUAUAUAUAAAUAAUAAUUUUCUUCUCAAAUUAGUCUUCAAAUCAAAUGAAAUCUGCUCAUCCAAUAUUGUAUUUUUUGUGUGAAA